Messenger RNA from Candoia aspera, 2734 nucleotides. Its product is annotated as N-acetylated-alpha-linked acidic dipeptidase 2-like. Bases 609 to 2288 code for a protein of 559 amino acids. Lineage: Eukaryota; Metazoa; Chordata; Lepidosauria; Squamata; Candoiidae. The transcript is spliced from 17 exons. The record is from RefSeq and is a predicted model, not a curated record. Gene Ontology annotation, molecular function: carboxypeptidase activity.
GCUCCUCUAAGAAUUUUUUUAAAAUGCAGGAAUCUUCAGAUUCUCACACAACAUAAUGAUAAUUUUCACUGAUUCCACUUUUCACUGAUAAAUGCUAGGAAUGGCCAUCUGAAAAAAAAAAGAGUAAAAAGAAUUGACCUAUGGAUGAUUCUGGUUAUUUUCUUUUUAAUUGAUGACAGUUCUGAUACUCCAGCAAAAAAGAAAGACACACAGCUAAAUCUUUUAUAUGGCAGUUAUAACCAAUUGGAAAGUAAAUCUGAUUGUAUUGCGGAUGUGACUUCUGACUUCUCAACUUCUGAGCAGAUGUCCAUGAGAGCUACAUUUCUAAAUGAAAAUUGAAAAUCAAAGUUGGAACCUUCAGAACAAUCAGAAUUCUAGGAGCCUGCCAAGUCUGCAACCUAAUUAGGCUGUCAUUUCAGCUUUCUAAUGAUGUAUUUUUCUUCUGAGUAGAUUUUCAACACAUCGCUAUUUGAGAAUCCUCCUGGAGGUUAUGAAAAUAUUUCUGGAGUGCUGCCUCCUUACAAUGCCUUCUCAGCACAGGGUGAGCCACUGAUCUGGUGUAUAUCAAUUAUGGACGCACUGAAGACUUUUUCAAGUUAGAGCGAGAAAUGGGAAUUAACUGUACGGGAAAGAUUCUCAUUGCCCGGUAUGGAAAAAUAUUCCGAGGAAACAAAGUUAAAAACGCCAUGUUGGCCGGAGCAAAAGGAAUUAUCCUUUACUCUGAUCCUGCAGACUACUGUGCACCUGGAGUCAAACCCUACCCAGAUGGGUGGAAUCUUCCUGGACAGGGAGUUCAGCGUGGAAAUGUGUUAAAUCUAAAUGGUGCAGGAGAUCCUCUUACUCCAGGCUAUCCAGCCAAAGACUACAUGUUCAGACUUGAGGUUAGCGAUGGAGUGGGAAUUCCCACCAUUCCAGUUCACCCCAUUGGCUACCACGAUGCUGACGUUUUAUUACGGUUCAUGGGGGGCCCUGCAGCUCCAGACAAGAGUUGGAAAGGAAAUCUCAAUGUAUCCUAUAACGUUGGGCCUGGAUUUUUAGAACGCUACUCCACAAGAAAGAUUAGGAUGCAUGUUCACACUACCAGUCAAAUUAGACGGAUAUAUAAUGUGAUCGGAAGCAUCAAAGGAACAGCAGAACCUGAUCGGUACAUAAUCUUUGGAGGCCACAGAGAUUCCUGGGUCUUGGGGGGUAUUGACCCCACCACGGGAGCUGCUGUUCUUCAAGAGGUGGCUCGCAGUUUUGGCAAGAUGAUGGAGAAAGGUUGGAGGCCUAGAAGAACUAUCCUUUUUGCCAGCUGGGAUGCAGAAGAAUUUGGGUUAUUGGGCUCCACAGAGUGGGCAGAGGAAAACAGCAAAAUUCUUCAGACACGGGCUGUGGCUUACAUCAACACUGAUUCUUCCAUUGAAGGCAACUACACCUUGCGAGUUGACUGCACUCCCCUUCUGAACCAGUUGGUGUAUAAUCUGACAAAAGAGAUCUCAAGUCCUGAUGAAGGAUAUGGAGGAAAAUCUCUCUAUGAGAGUUGGCUUGAGAAGGACCCUUCCCGUGAAAAUAAUCAGCAACCCAGGAUCAACAAGCUUGGAUCAGGCAGUGAUUUUGAAGCUUUCUUUCAGAGACUAGGGAUUGCGUCUGGCAGAGCCCGCUACACUAAAAACCGGAAAGUGGACAAAUACAGUAAUUAUCCUGUUUACCACACUACCUAUGAGACUUUUGAACUAGUCAAGCAGUUUUACGAUCCCACUUUCCAGAAGCAGCUCACUGUUGCUCAGCUACGUGCAGGCUUGGUCUAUGAGCUUUCCAGUUCCCCAGUUCUUCCCUUCCAGUGUCAGGACUAUGCAGAAGCUUUGAGACUCUAUGCCAAUGAAAUCUAUGACCAGGCCAAGAAACACAAAGCACAACUUGAGAUGUACAAAGUAUCAUUUGAUCCCCUCUUUUCUGCUGUGAAUCAUUUUGCAGAUGUAGCAACAGAUUUUCACCGCAGGCUUUCACAGCUUGAUAUGAAUAACCCCAUUGCUGUACGGAGCAUGAAUGAUCAGCUGAUGCUUCUGGAGAGAGCUUUCAUUGAUCCUCUUGGUUUGCCAGGCAAACUGUUCUACAGACACAUCAUUUUUGCUCCAAGCAGUCACAACAAAUAUGCAGGCAUGUCAUUCCCAGGGAUCUAUGAUGCUCUUUUUGAUAUUGACAGCAGGACAGAUCCACGCAAAGCUUGGGAGGAAGUCAAGAGGCAGAUCUCUAUUGCAGCCUUCACUGUCCAGGCUGCUGCAGGGACUCUGGAAGCUGUGUUGUAAGACAGUGGUGGCAGAACUGAAGAAUUUCAGUGGCCUAUUUGAUUUGCACGGCCAGAAAGUUUUCCUCCUUCAAAUGCAUGUAAUUUUACAACCACAGGACAUCACAAUAACGCUGUUUCCAGUACUGAUUUGGACAUUGAUCAAAUUGGAAUGGAGAUGUGAAAUCCCCCUACGCUCCUUUCUCCAUAUUCAGUUCCAAUAUUUAUUUCCUUAGGCAGUCACAAACACCUGGCUCCAAGUGGCCAAGCCUAGGGAUGUCAAUAUUGUUCUGUACACAAAUUGGCCUAUGAAUGGAGUAGCUGGUUUAGGACAGCCCAUGCCUGCUUGGGCAUUUUGAAUUAUGCACAAAAUGCAACAGGGCUGUUUUGCUGUUUGUAUGGAACAAAAUGUGGCUGUUUUCUUCUGAGCACUAAUGAAGAAGGUGGGAAGAGGGCUGAGAAAUUGUU